AUGGACUUUCUCAGCCGAGCUACAGCCAGUAGCGAUCACCAUGGUCAGGAAGGGAUUCCCGAGGAGCCAGACUACGCCAUCCGUUGCUACGCAACCAAGCACUCAUGGCGAGGACGCUACAAGCGGGUCUUCUGUGUGUCAUCCUCCGCUAUUAUCACACUCGAUCCCCACUCGCUCUCGUCUACCAACCACUACACCCUCGCGGCGGAUUAUGAGGGGAUUGUGGUGGCUCCUCCGCUUGGAGGGAAGGAAGAUGGGCAGCAGCUGGAAUUCACAAUCAACGUUCGCACAGAUGGACGUGGCAAGUACAAGCCCAUCAAGUUCUCUGCACGGCACCGUGCAUCUUUGCUGACGGAACUGCACAGGGUGGUGGCGGCACUGCAUCCCCACCCUCCUCGGCCCCUCACCACUCCCUCCACAGUCUUCCCUGUUCUCUGCCUCCGCCGCCGCUCUCAAACCUGGGUGCCUAGAGCUAUGCGCAUCUCACCAGUGGGAAUCGAGGUAAUCCAAGCACCCGUGGAAGCAGUUUCAGCUGCUUCCACUCCCGCAACAACAUCCCGCUCCUCCUCUGUGGCCUCCAUAGCAGCAGCAGUGCGCUGGAGUGUGGAGUUUCAGGGUCUCUCCUCCCCUGCUCUCACUGUGCUCGCUAGCCCAGAGGAGGCCGCAUCUAGUGCAGGUGCUUCCAGUGGAGGCUCAUCUGGAGGGUUCUUUGGUGUGCGAAGGGGCGUGGCGGGGAGGGAGGAUGGGGGGUUUAUCCUGCGGCUGGGGUUUGGGAGGCGGGCCAAGGCGAUCACAGCUACUGGAGGGUGUUCCAACUCGGCCAUCCUGUCAAAGAUUGUUGACACAGCCAAGGGCUCCAUAGGCCGUGCGCUCACAGUGGACACCACCUCUCGCCCGAGUGUCACAGACUUUGUUUCACAGACUGCGGUGGGAGGAGUGGGUCCCAACGAGCCCCCGCUGGGGGAGUGGUCCGUCACCCUCGUCCGUCACUCUGCUCUGCUCCCAGACCCCUCCCCUCGCGCCUCCUCUGCUGCUGCCGGUGGUGCUGGCGCUACCUCUAGCAGCAGCACCAACAGCAAUAGCGUGGCAGGGGGGGGAGUGCAAGGCGGAUUGGGUGUGGAGAUGAGUGGCUCGGCUCGUCAAUUUGCCGUGACUCGGCACCACUUUGUGGAGCGCAACCCAGUCACUUAUGAGGCCACAUACAUGCGGCAGCUCUCAACCGUGUCGGCUCUGGUGCGAUGGGUGGAGGAGCCUCAGCUGCUGGCUCUGGAGUUCGUUGACGGGGCACCAAUCCUGGUGUACCGAUGUGCAGCACGUGACUCUCUCCUGUCCGCCCUCAAAGAUGCUAUUGAAACCGAGACAUCUAAGCCCGUUCCUGUUCUCGCUCGGCUCUCGGCAGGGGUUGAUGUUCCUGAUGUGGUGGUCAUGGCUGUGCUUAGCAUGCUGCCCAGCCCGCCUGUUCCUCCUCCUGCGGGUACUGAGGCUGCUUAUAACGAAGCAGGUGCUUAUAGCGCAGCGGCAAUUCUCCCUGCGCCUUCCCCGAGGGCUGCUGGGACGCACAUUGGGCUGCUGGCGUGUCUGCGGCGCCUGGUGGGGGCAAGUGGCGCGUUCUCAUUGGUGGUGGGGAUGCCGGGAGCAGUGGGGAGAAUUAUGGGGCUUGUGCGGAGUGGGUCAGAGGCAGUGGCGGCUGAAGCACUCGGUCUGCUGCGAGCCAUCAUAGCACUGCCAGUCUCUCUGCGGAAUACAGCCAGCCAGAUUGGAGCAGCCAGUCAGGGCACAGCAGCUGCCAGCACAGCAUGCAACAAGGCCAUGGCUGCUCGCGCUGCUGCCAAAGCCGCUUUCUUCCCCACGCCUGUCCAGGUGGCAGCAGUGGUGAAUCGCCUGAAGCCACGGUCGGUGUCGCCACUGCUGUCAGCUGCAGCAGUGGCGGUGGUGGAAGCGCUGGUGUGCUCGCCUGACAGUGACACCACACAGGACGCAAUCUUCCAUGAGACACUGCGCCAGGUGGCAAACCUAAAGCGCCGUCUCUUCUCCCUGUUCGCGCAUCCAGCCGAGGGCACACGGGAGGCAGUGGCAGUCAUCAUGUGCACCAUCGCAGAAGAAGACGAGGCCGCCGCCCGGCCCAUGCGCGAUGCCGCCCUAAAAGACGGCGCUUUCCUGCGGCACCUGAGCAACAGUGUUGCAGCAGCGGGAGGGGAGAGGAGAGAUCUGAGCCGGCAGCUGAUUGCCCUCUGGGCUGAAGGGCAUGACCCCAGUCUGGAUCUCAUCCGAAGGUGCUUCCCUCCUGGUCUCUGUGCUCAUCUGUACUCGCGUCGUGACACGUCAGCAGCACUGCCAGGUCAGCAGCAGGUCGGGAGGAAGGGCAGGAGGAGGGUAUCAGCAGCAGCUGCUGCUAUCGGCCGCAGAAGGCACGGGCUAGGGGGUGUGGGCGCUGGGGGCUGGGGCAGUGCGGGGGAGAGCAUGACCGGUAAUCUGGGGGUUGGUUUGGGAGGAGGGCAAAUGGCAGGAGCAGGGAGUGGUGAGGAUGGGCAGUUCUCAGCGGCUGCAGCGGAUUUUCUGUCUCAGUCAACGCCUUUCCUGCCCUCCUCCCGCCCGCAAGACCUGUCCAUUUCGGACCUCUGGCCUGCCGGAGCUGCCUCAGCUUCGGCCCUAGCCAGCUCGGAAGCAAGCACAGCCGGGGGAGGUCUCAACUGGGAGCGGUUCUGGCACGAGUUCGCGGGGGACCACUGCAGGGCGGAUCUGAUCUGGAACGAGCGCACGAGGCAGGAGCUGAGGGAGGCUCUUCAGGGGGAGGUACAUCUGCUGGACGUGGAACAGGAGAGGUUCUUGGGGGGAGGAGGGGCGGAGGAGGAAAGGCGGGAGGAGAAGGAAGGAUUGGAGAAGGGAGAUUCUGGUGGGGAGGGUGAUGGGGAGGAGGAAGGAAGAGGGGUCGUGCUUAGCUGGAAUUUCGCCGAGUUUCGAGUGCGGUAUCGGUCGUUGGCCUGUGAACUGUGCGUAGGGGGUUAUUACCUGCGCCUCUUCCUCCACCCAGGUGCCGUUGACGGUCAACCAGACACCGUCGCUGCUGCUGCUGCAGCUGGUGGCGGCGCUGUGGAUUCUCCCACUGACAGUACAGGGGAGGCAGGGGCAGCAGCAGUGGGAUCGAUUCGGGACCCUGCAGCGUUUUUCCGGUCGCUGUACCACCGGUUCUUGAGGGAGGCGGAUAUGGGGCUCGUGGUGGAUGGGGUUGACGCCUCUCAGGAUCGUGCCAGGCUGAGUGAGUGGUGCGACCCCACAGGCGAAGACUGCUUCGGAGGAGCCCAGCUGCAGCAGCCUGCUGCAGCAGCAGGGGAUGAAGGAGCAGUGGAAGGUGGAGCCAGCAAGGGAGAGGGGCAGGGAGGGCAGGGUGGGAAGGGAGGAAAGGGAGGGAAGGGAGGAGGGGCGGUGAGCAAUGCGGUGCGGGAGCUUUGUGCGCGGGCCAUGGCGAUAGUGUACGGGCAGUACGGGGCGGUGAUAGGGCCGUUUGACGGCACGGCGCAUGUCACUCUGCUGCUGGAUCGCACCUUGGAUAGAACCCUCCGCCACCGCCUGCUGCUGCUGCUCAAGGCGCUGGUGCGAGUGCAAGAGAAUGCGAGUGCGUGUGUGGCGGUGGGAGGGUGUGAGCUGGCAGUCGACCUCCUCUGCUCUGCACACGACGCCCAUGAACGCACCUCCAUUCCUCUCCAGUCGAACCUGCUGGCGGCAACGGCAUACACAGAGCCUCCUAAAGAAUGGUUCUACAUGCUGCCCAACGGGGGCCGCGUGGGGCCGGUGCUCAAGGCGGCAGUGCAGCAGGCGCGGUGGCGGGGGGAGGUUCACUGGAGCACCCGCUGCUGGGCGGCCGGGUGGGACGAGUGGCGCCGCGUGUGUGACGUGCGGGAGCUGCGCUGGGCCAUGGCCACUGGCGUUGCCAUCCUCACGCCUGCUCAGGUGGGAGAAGCAGCACUGGACAUCCUCCUAUCCCUCGUCGCCUGCUCCUCCUCCACCUCCUCCCUCCACCUCCCCUCGUUACAAUCACACACCACAUCCACCAACGGCCCGUCCGAAGUGCUAGUGGGAAGCGGGGGAGCGAAUGCCGUUGAUGGUGGUGGUGGUGGUGGAGGUGGAGGGGGGAGGGGGCGGGAGAGAGGGGGAGGGGAUGUGCUGGUGCCCAUGCCCAGGGUCAAGAGAGCUCUCUGUGACCCCAGAUGCCUGCCGCACCUCGCACAGGCCAUUCUCACCAACGAGCCUGCUAUAGUGGAAAAGGCCGCGCUGCUAUUGGAGGAGAUCGUGCGCCACAAUCCAACAGUCGCCACCCGCCUGUACACCACGGGCGUGUACUUCUUUGCGUUCGCCUACGCUGGCUCCAACUUUGGGACGCUAGCGUCGCUCUGCCACGCCACACACACUCGGCAAGCGUAUGUGAGCGGCAUAGAGGCAGCGGACAUGGCGUCACAGCCGCUGGCCAAGCGCAGCAUCCUGGGAGUGCUGCUGCCAGAGAGCCUGCUCUACGUGCUUGACAGGCGUGGGGCAGCAGCGUUUGCCGCUGCUGUUGUGGCGGACUCUGAUUCGCCGGAGCUCAUCUGGACGCAUGCCAUGCGGGGCUCCGUGCUCAUCCCGCAGAUUCUCUCCCACCUGGGCGAUUUCCCCCAGCGCCUGAGCCAGUUCUCCAGGGCGCUGUAUGACCACACGCCCAUGCCGCCCAUCUCGUACCCCGAGCUCAAGGACGAGAUGUGGUGCCACCGCUACUACCUCCGGAAUUUGUGCGAUGAGAUCCGUUUCCCUGAUUGGCCGAUUGUGGAGCACGUGGAGUUCCUCCAGUCGCUGCUCGCCAUGUGGCGAGAGGAGCUCGCAAGGAAGCCCAUGGGGAUCUCCGAUGAGGAAGCAUGCGCCAUUCUCGAGAUUCCCACCGUUAAGCAGCAGCCAGCCUCCGCCGCCGCAGGUACAGCCUUCCCCGCUACAAGACAAGGCGUGCAAGUGGACGAGGACGUGCUGAAGAGGCAGUACCGGCGCAUGGCGGUGAGAUACCACCCGGACAAGAACCCUGAAGGGCGCGACAAGUUCUUAGCAGUGCAGAAGGCAUACGAGCACCUGCAGUCUGCCAUGCAGGGCCUGCAGGGGCCGCAGACCUGGCGCGUGCUGCUGCUACUGCGCGCGCAGAUUAUUCUGUUUCGGAGGUAUCCGGGAGUUUUGGAGCCGUUCAAGUAUGCUGGGUUCCCGCUGCUGCUGCAGCUGCUGCGGCUGGAGGAUGGGGAUGGCGAGGCAGGUGCAGGGAAUGCGGGGGAUGGUGCGGGUGAUGGUGCUGGUGUUGGUGCUGUUGGUGGGGAGGAUGGUGGGAAGGCGUGGCGGCAGCAGGAGAGCGCAUCUAGCUUUCUGUCGCCAGAGCGUUCGGAGUUACUGCAGGCAGCAACGCAUCUGCUGUGGCUCAUCUGUGCCUGCUCCUCCCUCAACGGCGAAGAGCUCUUGCGAGACGGGGGCCUGCCUCUCCUCACCACGCUCCUCUCCCGCUGCCUCUCCCUCCUCUCCCCCUCCUCCUCCCCCACUGACCCCCCUGCCCUCAUCGCCACCCACAUCCUCCGCACGCUCGCCAUUCUCUCCGCCUUCCCCUCCGCCCGCACCGAGGUUCGGACCAACCAAGCCUGCGCAGCAGCCUUGGUGCCGGACCUGGUGGUGGCGACGGAGCUAGAGAGCACGCCCGGGGCUGUGGAAGCAGCACUAGAGGGGAUUUUCCACCUGGCGCUGUCUAAGGGGCUCAGAGAGAGGCUGCUAAGGGCUGGUGCAUUGUGGUAUCUGCUUCCGCUGCUCUUUAAGUUCGAUUCCACUGCGGAUACUGCUGGUGGUGAUACCAAAGGCGGAGGCGGCAGCAGCAGCAGCCUGAGUGCAGGUGCAGCAGUGACUGCAAAGGCCGGCAGCGGCGGCGGAGCCUUGCUUCUAUCUGCCUCUCAAUCCUAUCAGUCCUCUUCCCAGUACCUCGCCCUGCCCUCCACAUCACACACUAUCUCCACCCCACUCCCUUCCACCGGUACGAAUGGCACCAGAAUCAACACCAGCAGCACCACAUUCUCCUCCUCCACCUCAGCCUCUGCCUCUGCUGUCACCGCUGUCACGGGCCAAUCAGCAAUCGGCGCCAACGUCCAGUCAGAGCGCAACCUGCAUGCAGUACUGGCAGCACGAGCCAUUGCUCGACUGACAGGGUACCUGAGGGAGAAAGGCGGGUUUGCGGAGAGGGGAGGCGAGGAGGAAGGGUGGGGGGAGGGCGAGGGGGAGGAGGGGUCGGCGGAUGCAGCAGCACGGGCGGCUGUGAAGGUGCUGCUGACGCCGCGGCUGGCUGCUAGACUGGCAGAGAACUCGCCUGUGGGGCUGCUCAAGGCGCUCACCAGCAAUGUGGAGAGCCCUCAGGUGAUAUGGAGCAGUGGCACUAGGGCACAGCUGCUGCGGUUUCUGGAGGACAGGAGGGCGCAGAGGGAGGCAGAUGGGUCGUAUGCGGUGGAUGCAUGCCAGACGUUUGUGUACACUGCACUGGAGGACGAGAUCCAGGUGGGAGACAUCUACCUCCGUCUCUUCAUCCAACAUCCAGACUUUCCUCUCUCUGACCCCGAGUCACUCUCCGCUGCCCUCGUGCCUUUCCUGCUCGACAUGUGCGCGCUGCUCCCGCCCAUGCACCACUCCCAAUCGCACCACACGCCUCUGCACCCUGCUGCUGUCCUGCUGCUGCGCAAGUGGGACCGGCGGGGUGUGGAGGGGGGCGAGGAGGAGGAGGAAGAGGACGGGAAAGGAGAAGGGGAAGAGGAGGAGAACGGCGGAGGUGGGGAGGGAGGUGGCGGUGGUUUUAGGAUUCCAGACGAUUGGGAGGUUGAUGGGGGGGGAGGAGGAGCAGGAGGGAGAGGUGGCGGGGAGGAGCAGGACGGGGGUGGGAGGGAUAGCAAAGGGAGGCGGAAGAGGAGGAGGAAGGCAAGGGAUGUGCGGUGGGUGUUGGGGAAUAUCAUCACGGCCCUCACCUCCCUCCACAACGUGCUCUCCACCUCGCCUUCUGCCGCCGCUGCCGUCGCCUCCCCUGCCUCCCUCGCCCCUCUCUUCACCUGCAUCUCCCUCUCCCUCCCCACACUCCCUGCCCCACCCUCCUCUUCCUCUUCCUCUUCUACUGUCUCUGCACCCGCUGCUCUCUCCGCUGCACACAUAGAGGCUAGAAUCCGCCAUCUCGCGCUGGCAGUGCUGACCAGACUCACCGGCUUCGCACCUAGUGUGGCUGCGAUGGUAUCAGACCGAGGCUCUCUCCUGAUGCUGCUGCUGCUGCUCGUGCGAUCGCCGCAAUCUCGGCCGUCCAUUCUGGGCAUGCUGCAGUCGCUGGCGGGCACGCCAGAGCUAGCGUGGGUGGUGGCGAAGCAAGGCGGCGUCGUCUUCCUCCUCGCGCUCCUGCUCCCUGCCCCUGAUGUCUGCCUCCUCCGUGCCUCCUCCGUGCCUCCUCCGUGCCUCCUCCGUGCCUCCUCCGUGCCUCCUUUGCGCCACUCACAGGUCCAUGAUUGUGUGCCCAGCCACAUGUGCGCCUACUUAACCAUGAGCAUGUAUCCCCAACCACAUUCACUCCUCUCCCUUCGCCCGUCCCCUGCAGGAGACGACAUACCCCACCCUAUCCGGGUCACCACAGCCCUCCUCCUCUCCGCGCUCCUCUCUCAGCCCCUGCACGGCCCGCGGGUCUUCCUCUCCCUCUCCCGCUUCCUGCCCCAAGGCCUCCUCUCCUUCCUGCGGGACGGUUCAGGGGAAGCCGCCAUUGCUGCUCUCUCCCAGACCACGCAAACCCCCGAGCUCGUCUGGUCCCCCGCCCUCGCGCUCAAUCUCGGCCGUCGGAUAGCGGUGCUGGCUGCUGAGGUUGUACGGAUGGUGGAGAUCGCACGGAGGUCUGGUGGUGGGGGGAAGGGAGGAGGCGAGGGUGGUAGUUCCGUUUUUGGAAACCUGGCUUCUUUUGAAUGGGAUCCGCCUGAUCUUGUGGGGGCUACCGGUGGGGGCACUCCAGGUGUUGCAUCAGGUGCUGGUUCGGGUGGUCCAGGUGGGGCGCCAGGCGCAUCAGACAACAGUCUGUUGAAUUCACCUGAAGAAGGGGACGAGUGGCAGGUGGGCGGCGUGUACAUUCGUCUCUUCCUCAAGGACCCCAAGUACCCGCUGCGCAACCCCAAGCGCUUUCUCGAGGGCCUUCUCGACCAAUACGUGCUUGCCACGUCAGCACUGUUCGCCCCAGCUUCCCCUGCUCCUGCUCCCACAGCAGCAGCAUCGGGAACAGCAACGGCCGCGGCGGUAGCAGGGAGGGGGCUGGUAGGAGCAGCAGCAGUGGCAGCGGCGGCAGAGAGAGUGGAGCUUCUAGCAACAGCGCUCAUCUCCCUGCUGAGAGUUCAGCCACUCCUGAGUGAACACGUGGCACUGCUGGGUUACGUGCCGAAGCUGCUGCUGCUGACUGCAGCCGAGGGGCAACUGCUUACCGCCUCUGCGCCCUCUGCUGCUGGCGCUGCAACUGCUGCUGCAGCAGGGGCAGCAAUAGCUGGGGGUGCAGGGGGCGGGGUGGCACAGGGUGGGACGAAGGGAGGGGUAACUGCAGCGGAGGCAGAUGCGGAGGCGAGGAGGCAGGCGGGGGAGAGGGCGCGCAUGUGCUCCUUGAAGAUCCUCCACCAGAUAGCCGCCAAUGGCCCCUGUGCUGAGGCUCUUGCUGUCCCCGGUGCCAACGCCCCCCAGGUGAUAGCCCUGCUGAUGCGGGCAAUCGGGUGGGCGGGAGCGGCAGUGCUGGCUCUGGAGACAAUGAAGAGAUUGCUGGCUCCAACCAACAGAUCUCGAGACGUCAUUGUUGCACAGGCGCUCAGGAAUGGCUUGGUUCAGGUCCUGCUUGCAAUCCUGGACUGGCGGGCAGGCGGAAAGGCUUCGCUGGCUGCCCGGAUGCGGUGGAGCGAAUCAGAGGCAGCGGUGGGGCGAGUGCUGGCAGUGGAAAUUCUGAAGCUGCUGGGGGCAGAUGGGGCCUACUCCAUCCGUGUGCAAGAGAUCCUGAAUGGCUCUGAGGUGUGGAGGGCGUUCAAGGACCAGAAGCACGACCUAUUCCUGCCCACCAACGUGCAGUCAUCCGGUGCCGGUGUGGCUGGCUUGCUGCAGGGCGCUGGCUCUGCUGCCCUCGCCCUCCCUGCCCCCGCCGCCCCUCCCACCACCGCUACUCCUGCUGCUGCGCCUGCUGCUGCUCCUGCUGCUGCUCCUGCUGCGGCUGCGGCUGUCGCUCCUGGUGCUACUCUUUCCUCGUCUCCUCUUCAUUCUGGGGAAGCAGCUAGAAGCUUAUCCUCUUCUACUGCUGCAGUGUCUGCCCAUCACUCACCAGUACCCACCGGCUCUCAUCUCCCCCAUGCCUCACACUCCUCUCCCUCGCUCCUGCCUCUCUCCUCCAUGCCCACCCCCCUCUCUCCCGCCCAUCCGGUACCCACUCACUCUCAUCAUGCACACACUCCCUUCGCUCCCUCCCAACCUGCUUCUACCGCAAUUCAUCCCUCUCCUGCUCGAACAGUGCCUCACUCCACAUCUGCAACAGCUUUCUCACCCUCCCCUUCCUUCCCAGCCGCCAUUUCAACCACUACAUCUCCCCCAAACCGCUCCCAAGCGUUGGAUCCGCUAUUAGGUUCGGCACCGGGGCUGGUGUCAGCAACAGGAGGUUCGGAUGCAGGUGUGGCUGGGAUGGCAGCUUCGGCAGUAGCUCGCGCCUCUGUAGGAGAGGCAGCUGGAGCCGUCACAAGAGCAACAGCUGGGGCACGAUCUAGUGGUGCUGUGGCAGGGCCGGCUGCUGGUUUGACGGCGCCUGCUGUAGUUUCAGCCUCGGAUUUUGAUCGAGUGGUGGAGGAAAAAAUGCUAGGAGGGGAAAUUGGUGGGGCUGCUGGUGGACAGGUGAUUGGUCAGGUGGCCCGGCAGGCUGAGCGAGAAAACACUUCUAAUGUAGGGAAGGCAAGGAUGGAGGAUGAAGGGUUUUUGGUGCUUGGGAGGCAGGGGACGGGGGGUACAGGGAACGAGGGUUAUGGGGGUGAUGAGGAAGAGGAGGAGGUUGCAAGGCAGCCCAUAGGGCUGGAUGCUGCCCCCUUGUAG
Messenger RNA from Closterium sp. Naga37s-1, 10095 nucleotides. NCBI's taxonomy places the organism in Eukaryota, Viridiplantae, Streptophyta, Zygnematophyceae, Desmidiales, Closteriaceae. The record is from the annotation of a GenBank genome assembly.